This is a messenger RNA of Linderina pennispora, 3098 nucleotides long. RefSeq lists its product as uncharacterized. The record is from RefSeq and is a predicted model, not a curated record. The coding region runs from base 339 to 3098 and encodes 919 amino acids. Lineage: Eukaryota; Fungi; Kickxellomycota; Kickxellomycetes; Kickxellales; Kickxellaceae. The transcript has 3 exons. Gene Ontology annotation, biological process: regulation of transcription by RNA polymerase II.
GUCUUUGCAGCUCUCUUCCACGCGUCCAGUUUUAUUCACUUUCUAUAAAAGCUAUAUUACGCUGGUUGCAGCGCUGGUGGCAGCAACUGUGUUUCGCUCCUUUCAUCCACUUAUUUUCCUCUACUGCCUUUUCUUUUUUACUCAUUUUCGCUCGAAUUCGUCACUCAAUUGGACAAAGCCUUAUUUCCAACUAGCACCAAGCCCCUACUCUUCGUCUAAUCCAAGCAUCGUCGUGCCUCAAUUCACGCCCACCUCUUCAACUAAACCUCGUCUCUUCGUCUUUUCGACUACGCGUACCCCACGCACAGCAUAGGCAGCCAAAAGAAAAGGGCUCUGCCAUGAGUAUCAAGGGCCAGCAGGCAUCGCAAAGGAUGCCACAGCCGAACCCACACAGGGACUCAGAGUCUCCUUCUUCCGUGGCACUGAGAGACACGGAUAGCCAUACACAGCCUGCGUCAACACGCCGGGGACGGCCACCCAAGGUCCCAGGCAUCCGCGGAAGAUCCCUGCAAAAGCGGUCGCACCCCAGGAUCAAAAAGUCCAAGGAGUUUGUCGUGGAUUCCUCGGACGAGGAUGACGAUUCAUCGAGCGACGAGGAAGAUGAAGUUACUUGCGCAAUCUGCCACAUGGGGCAUUCGCCGGACAACAACCCCAUCGUGUACUGCGAAGGAAGGUGCAACCUGGCGUACCACCAGAUGUGCUAUGGCAUCCUGGAAGUGCCGCCGGGCGACGACCCCUGGUACUGUGACUGGUGCAGCAGCAACAACAGGACGCUCUAUGGAAAGAACCUGUUCUGCUGCCACUACAAGGACGAUAAGACUGCACGGACACUGGUUCUGAAGGACAAGGACAAAGAGCGGGAGGAGCGCCCGAGCGAGUUCAAGUUCAUCCACAUCCACUGCGCGGCGUGGUCGCCGGAGAUAAACACAGACGAGAUCCCGUUCACUACAACGCUGCCCAAGCUCAAGGGCGACUUCAAAAAGUGCUGCAUCUGCAACGCCCGCUUCGGCUUCCAGGUGCACUGCAAGCAUGUCAAUGCUGAUGGCAGCCCGUGCGAGAAUUCGUUCCACCCCAUGUGCGCAAUUCGCAACAACUUCAUCCCGCGGCCAAUUGUGUACAACUACAAGUACAAGGAUCCGCUCUGCCCCGAACAUAUCCCGCCCGCCAAGAUGCUACCGGCGAAACGUCCGCUAUCCGCUGGUGUUGAGGACAUCAAUCAGCCCGCGAGCAAGCGCCUGGAUCGCCGGCCGUCAGCCGCAGCGAUGGCUUAUUCUUCACCUAGCGCCGCCAUGAAUGCUGGCUCUCAGCGGCUGCCGUCGACAGCCAAGUCGGCUUCAACACCGAUGCCAAAGAAACAGACUACAUUAUCGUCAUCCAUGCCACAGUAUCCGCGCAGUCCAAGAGGUGCGGAUAAUCCCUCUUCCAAGCCCCAGCUGUCAUUUAACUAUGCGGAUGUGAGCGGCAAUGCCAACAUGAAGCAGGCGCUGGCAAGCCUCAGGCCUAUGCGCCGAGUUGGCCGUCUACCACAGUCGAUAAUUGACGACGGAAGCGAUGCGUCAUCGCUGGAUCAGCUGGCGACUACCAAAGCCCAAAAUGGACAAGGCAACCGCAUUGGGAAUGGUCGCACUGCUGCUGCGAGUGGUGACAACAGCGACGACACGAUCAGCGAGGACAUGGAGUCGCGGUCGCGUUCCAAGAAUAGCCAGCAACGGCGUUCCGCUAAUGCGCCGUCGAACUCGCGUCAGGCUCAGCAGUUUGCAGCAGAUCCCAAUGGGGGCAGUGCCAAGAAGAUCAUGCUGACGCUCCCAGGCAACGAUCAGUCGCGUCUGCAUGACCAUUCGCCCGACCUUGCGGACAGGGGGUCUGCCGAAUCACACGCCCAUGGGGCUGCACGCCAAGCGCCAUAUUCUGCAGUUAUGCGGCCCAUGUCCUCACCAGCACCUGAGUCAGCAGCAGAUCAGUCGAUGAAUGGCUUAGUCCACAGCUCUGUGCGCCAGGGGUCACUAGAGCGCGAUCCGACUGCCAGUCCGCAGCUGCAGCAGUCAAUGGCGCCUCCAGUAAUGACCAAGCGCCAGACGAUCCGUAUUAAGCCGUUUGUGCGCAGCAUUGAUCGCAGACCAUCGAUCCACGACCAGCCCGUUGCGCUUAGUGCUACAUCGACAUCAUUCCCCAUUGAGACCUCGAAAAGCGCUGCAGCGAUUGCAACCAUUGCUGAGCAGAUACCGGAACUUAUGAGCAUAGCAUCGGGUUCAAGCAAGGCGUCCAAAGAGCAGCUCGCAUGGAUGAAGGAGUCACGGGAGGUGCUUGAUAAGCACACUGAGAUGCUGACUAAGAUCCAUGAGCUUGUCAACGAGCUAUCCGCACAGCCUGCCAAGCAAGCACAGACAGCGAUGUCAACCAUCAGCAGCCUGACGGCACUGAUUCCGCGUAGUGAUGCGCCUCUGCUGACUAACAAGCCAUCAGUAGUGCCAGCUAGCGGCGAAAUAUCGUCUGAUCCAGCACCCGGUCCGUCUCAGUACCAGCGUCCUGCCGCGCUGAGCCUGAACAAGCUUUUCAACAAGAGCGUGCCUGCUUCAGCGUCAGCUGACAAGGGGCCAGAUGUAGAUGCUGACAAGAGAACCGCUUCCCUGUCUUCGGUGCCAUUGACCCGGCCAAUCUUUAGUUUGCCUCCGCCCAGCUCACUGGCAGCCAUACCCUCCUCGCCAGCAAUGGCGUUGACAGCCAAGCCUACAACCAUAGCAUCUGGUAUCAACGGCAAAGCGUUGUAUACACCGUCGCCCGAGCUCACAUCUAAUGGAGUCAGCAACGCUGGGUCUCUGUCGCCGACACACUCAGAGAACACUGGCUCUGGAAGUGACUCACACCUCUCGAAACCAUCGGCAGCAGAGAUUGAGCUCAGGGAGCUCAAGGCCGAUGCGACGAAGCUGUUUCGUAUGCUGGAUCUGGGACAGGCGCUGUUGGAUAAGGCAAAUGCGAAACGCCCGGGCAUGCUGCGCCCCCUGAUUGAGGACAUGAAGAAGCUCGGCGGCACCAUGCAGGAAGAAAACAUUUCUGUGUUCAUCAAGACGAUUCUCCGCCAUUUUGACAGCAAAAAGUGA